CACGCCUCGCUCUUUAGGGUUAGGGUAUUUUGAGGGUUUUGGAGGGAUGAGUUGCUGAGCGCAUUCCCUGAGGAGCAAUGGCGCUGCUAUCGGCGCUCAGCGUGCUGCCGCUGGGAUUGAUGUUCUUCUGCUCUGGAUUUGUUGUCAACUUGCUCCAGGUUUGCUCGCUCGUUUUGCUCCCAUUCUCGAGAGGAUUGUUCCGGGCGGUGAAUAUGUCGCUGUUUGAGCUCGCAUCGUCGCAGCUGGUCUGGAUGGUGGAGUGGUGGGCGGGUGUGGAGGUGCGCAUUUACGCUGACGAGGAAACUCGCAAGCAUUUUGGGAAGGAGCAUGCGCUGAUCAUCUCGAACCAUCGCAGCGACAUUGACUGGCUUGUUGGCUGGAUUUUCGCAUCUCGUGUCGGAUGCCUGGAUGGUACGCGGGCAAUAAUGAAAAAAUCCUCCAAGUUUCUACCGGUCAUUGGUUGGGGAAUGUGGUUCACCGAGUACAUAUUUCUGGAGAGGAAAUGGGAGAAGGACGAAAACACGCUAAAGAUCGGCUUCCAGCGGUGGAAGAACUUUCCACGGGUUUUAUGGGUGGCUCUCUUCGUCGAAGGGACGCGGUUUACCGAGGCGAAACUUAAGGCCGCCCAAGAAUAUGCAGCCUCUGCUGGACUGCCUGUCCCACGGAAUGUGCUUGUUCCUCGAACCAAAGGAUUUGUUUGCGCCGUGGAUAAUUUGCGCUCUUUCAUUCCUGCAGUCUACGACGUGACCUUCGCUCUCUCGAAAUACAAGCCUGCUCCUACCAUGACGAGAAUUCUAAAUCGUCAAUCUUCCGUGGUCCAUAUGCAUGUGAGAAGAGUACCAAUGAACGAGCUGCCCACUGAAGAAGAGGAGCUCACCGAGUGGUGUCGAGAAGUAUUUGUCAGAAAGGAUGAUCUGCUGGACAAGCACAAAGCAGAGAACACAUUUGGCGAGGAGCUGUAUGUCCCUCUGACGCGAUCCUAUAAACCUCUGAUGAUCGUGAUCAUGUGGGCGUCGCUACUCACCAUCGCUGUGGUGAGUUUGCUGGCACGCCUGCUAAAAUCAGCGUCUGGAAUCGCGUGGUUCAGUGGCGUCCUGGUGAGCGUCACGGCUUUGAUGCAAGUCGCCAUUCUCGCUACUCAAUCCGAGCGCUCGACACCGGCAAAGAGAGUGAACAAAGGAACCCAUCGCAACUAGUCCAAAUCAAGAGAGUACCAAAGUUUCCAUCGCUAUUGUGAGGUCAUCACUGUAUAACUUUUUUUUCCUCCCGACGAAGAGAUUUCCAUAGUUUUCUUA
Selaginella moellendorffii is the source of this 1295-nucleotide messenger RNA. RefSeq names its product 1-acyl-sn-glycerol-3-phosphate acyltransferase 2. Lineage: Eukaryota; Viridiplantae; Streptophyta; Lycopodiopsida; Selaginellales; Selaginellaceae. Gene Ontology annotation, molecular function: 1-acylglycerol-3-phosphate O-acyltransferase activity. The record is from RefSeq and is a predicted model, not a curated record. The coding region runs from base 78 to 1196 and encodes 372 amino acids. The transcript has 11 exons. Gene Ontology annotation, cellular component: endomembrane system.